GAGUGUGACAAGACAAGACAAAUAUGAAAUAAUAAAAAAAAAUAACCAUCAAUCAACAAAAUAUAUUGACGAGGAAAGAAAAGAAAGGUCUAAUCAAAAGAUAAUAAAAACGCAUUAUUAAUAAAUUAUUAUCAAAAUAUUAAAUAAUUAUGUCGAAAAAUGAAGAAAAAGCUCGAGUAUUACAGUUUGCUCCAUUUAAAUCUUUUAUUCAUCCCUCGUUCUGGCACAAUUUUACUGAAAUAAAAUGGAAAAUCGACAAGCUAAGUGAAAAUACAAAGGAAAUUUACGGCAGAUUUUCCUGCGGAAGUGAUGUUGGCCCUUUCUUCGAGGUAGAUGGAACUGCUUUUAAUAAGGAACCUGGGACAGAACUGCAGUAUUUUAUUGCAAAAGGUACACUUAUGAACAAAAAUACAAUAGAUGACUUCCAAAAAAUUGAGAAAUCAGCACUGUUGUGUCAAGUUGGUGAAGCUUUAUGGGCUAAAAACAUAAGCACAAAGUUGUGGGUAUCAGAACCAAGCUGUCUACUGAGUUUUAUUAUACUUUCAUUUGCUAAUCUCAAAACAUUCCACUACCAUUACUGGAUUGCAUUCCCAACUACAUGUCAACCUACGUCCACAUUAAAAGAAGAAAGCAGAUGUGUUACUGAAGAAUUUAAUGAAAACCAGAUAAAGACAUUAUUACAUAGUUACCAACAAUUACAACAGUCACAGAAAACUUUCUUUUUGGUUCUAAAACAGAGUGAUGAUUCCAUCAAUGUUGAAACUUUAGAUAAAGUUUUUGAUAAAACUGGUGAUAUGAGUAAAGUUGAUAUAUCGAAAGCGUAUUUUGCUUUUACGGAUUCAAGUAAGAAUGAACACCCCAGUUGGUCCUUGAGGAUGUUUUUAGCCGCUCUCUUGGAUUAUAAUCCAAAAUUUUGUGGAGCUGAAAUCAAAGUACUUGGUGUGAGGUACCAGAAAGCUACUGGGAUAAGCAGAAGUAGAAUUUUCAAUGUUCUUCUACCAGAUAUUACGAGCUACAAGAAAAGCAUAAGUCAAUUAGGUUGGGUCGGAUGGGAAAAGGAUGACAAAGGGCACUUUGCACCCAGAGUGUCAGACAUGUCUGCAUCAAUGAGUCCCAGCAGAUUAGCAGCUGAAUCAGCGGACCUUAACAUCAAGCUGAUGCAGUGGCGUUUGCUGCCCGAGCUCAAUAUAGAUGUGAUGCAACAGACCAAGUGUCUGCUGAUAGGAGCGGGCACACUUGGGUGUCAUGUUGCGAGGAAUCUUCUGGCGUGGGGAUUCCGUCACAUAACCUUCGUGGAUGAAGCCAAGGUGUCGUAUUCGAACCCGACACGACAAGUGCUGUACAAUCACUCCGAUAGUUGCAAUAAGCUGUAUAAAGUUGACGCGGCCGUGGCGAACUUGAAGAGUAUACAUCCAGGUGUGGAAACCAAAGGUUUAAAGAUACACAUUCCAAUGCCCGGUCAUCCAGUUGGGGAAAUUCUUAAAGAUGAAACCAUUAGUAACAUACACACACUGAUUGAAGCUAUUCGCGACUGCGACGUGAUAUUCCUACUUUUGGAUUCGAGAGAAGCAAGAUGGCUGCCCACUCUCAUUGCCGCAGACUUGGGGAAGAUAGUAAUAAACGCAGCGUUGGGUUUCGACAGUUACCUGGUGAUGCGGCACGGGAUAGCCACAUUAGACUCCAAGGAUACGGCGGAGGGCACGUCGGUGCACAGCGCCUACGUGCCGGGCGACCGGCUGGGCUGCUACUUCUGCAAUGACGUCACCGCUCCGGGGAACUCGCAAAAGGACCGAACCCUGGACCAACAGUGCACGGUGACGAGACCCGGCGCCUCCGCCAUAGCCGGCGCGUUGGCCGUCGAGCUACUCGUCUCCAUAUUGCAGCACCAGCUCGGGGUCCGAGCACCGGCCCCAUACAAUAUAACAGAUGGAGGAACUGAUUCACACGUGGACAGCAUAUUAGGCCCUGUGCCCCAUUCAAUAAGGGGCUUCCUACAUUCGUACCAAACAGUGCAGCCAACAUACAGAAAGUUCAACCAAUGCACCGCUUGCUCUGAUGUGGUCAUAGACAAGUAUAGAGUUGAGGGAAUACAGUUCCUAUUGGACGUGUUUGACAGUCCAAGACAUUUGGAAUCUGUGACCGGGUUGAGUGAACUGCAAGUUACGGCGCAAAUGAGUGAAGUUCUCACUUUGUCCGACGAUGAUCAAGAUUCUGUGGAAUAAAGUGGAAUUUUUGUGCACUACGAAAUGUAUUUUCCUAUAAUAUUUCUAUGUUCUAUAAUGAAAAGAUCUCUAAAUAGUACAAUCUCUUAAUAAUGCUUUUUUAUGGCUUGCAAUUAUUGCACGGGUUUGUUGUCAUUGAUCCAGUAUCAACCAUGUAAGAGGCUAUAGCAGUAUCAGUCGUAUCAAUGAUACGGGGCCUUCGGUCUACAAGGGCCCCUUACAUUUGAGAGCAAAAAUUAUGUUUGUAAGGUAAUCCACAAUCUCUUUUUUUCUCUGACUCUAUUCUCUUUUUUAAACGUGCGACCAAAAGUUCGAAACAUUCUACAUAGGUUAAGUCACUGUCAUAUUUAUCUAAACUGAGCUUUUUGUUUCUUUUGUGAGAAAUCUUUACCAUCCCAACUAAUUUUGAUACACGGCCCCUUCAAGGCACGCUACGCUACUGAACCAAAGGACAUUGAACCUAUCUGACAUAAUCGACUAUUGUUUUACAAGCAGACUGCCUGUAGUUAUAUUCGCGUAGUUCCUGUUGCUGUGGGAAUACGGAGAUAAAAAUAUAGCCUGUUUUACUCUCUGAUAAUGUAGCAUUCCAUUGGUGAAUUCCAAUUUUUUAAAACGAUUAUUAGGCGUGAAAACGUAACAAACAAACUUACUGUCAAGUAUGAAUAAUUAUGUGCUGGUACGCCUGUUUUUAUGUUUAAUAUUUAUAUUUAUUAAAUGUAAUAUUUUUUAUUGUUCUUGUAUAAAAUGUAAUAUUAUAUCUAUCCAAUAGCUAUUGUAUUGUCGCUAAGAAUUCUGUAUCAAUGAGAGCAUGCUGAUUUUAGCUUUAAACGUUUAACAUUUAAGCUUUAAAUGUUUAGAAUGGAGUAAUUUUGCAAUUUCUUUAAAUAUAAUAAUAAAAUGUAAACUGGUGUCUAAUGUUAUUAAGAAUACAAUUUAUAAAUAUUAUUAUAAAUAAUAAAAAUCAUAAAAUAUACACAUGAUAUUAUUGGUGGAAAUUUUAUCUGGCGCUUAAACAUACUCAUAUAAUGUUGUUAAAUUUAGAGCGUCUUGUAAACGAUUUUUGUCAAAUGUUUGUCAAACAAAUUGAUGAUUUGCGACUUUGUCAAACAUUUCUGUAGACCACACAACUGAAGUAAAACUUCUUUCAGAAUUGAAAACAAAGCGCCAUCUAUGAUCCUCAGGCAUAACUGUAUCGCUGCAGGGCAUGUAGCUAAGUGGCACGUCAAUUCUCUUUCUACAAACGUUAAUGCUUCGAAAACCAACAAAAUGUAUGGGAAUGACAGAUCCAAUCGACAACUUGAUCACGUGACCUGUCGAUAACAAAUGUCAUUCCCAUAAUUUUUUAAGCGUUAGCGUUUGUAGAAAGAGAAUCGACGUGCCACAUGGCUACAGGCAGGGCUCUUGAAGUGUUUAAAAAAGGGAUUGUUUCAAAGUUCUCUAAGAACGCCAUCUACUGGAUGUUUAAAUAACAAACACUGUUUCAUUAGGCCCGUAGAUGGCACUCAUUGUCCGACUACACUUUUCGUAACUUAUUCACCAACUUAUUCCACAAGUCAAGUAUGUAUGACAAGCAAGUUUGUCACAUAUGUUUGAUCGUUUCCAAUGCCUAAGGGCUCCUACACACGGGCCACAAUCACAAAACGCCGCUACCGGCAUAUUUCCUGUAGUUUCAUACAUUUUAUAUGGACUCGCCGCACACGGUUGACGCCGGUGGUCGCCACACGCUACAACCGUCGCCGCUCGAUUCUUGUGGCCCGCACCGGCUACUAAACGCCGCCACACGCCACCGGCCACAACUUUUGUGGCCCGUGUGUGGGAGCCCUACAGCUUAAGACGUGACGUGUGAUUGAGGACAACUUAUGUUUAUUAACCAUGCCAGGUAAAAAAUAUUUAAGAGUUAUAAGAAUAAUGAAUGUCAAAAAUAUUAUAAUUCAAAUAAAAUUGUUAUUACUUUGCAAA
Molecule: messenger RNA, 4181 nt
Organism: Bicyclus anynana (squinting bush brown)
Lineage: Eukaryota; Metazoa; Arthropoda; Insecta; Lepidoptera; Nymphalidae
Gene: Atg7
Product: ubiquitin-like modifier-activating enzyme ATG7
Exons: 11
Coding region: 150-2222 (690 amino acids)
Biological process (GO): piecemeal microautophagy of the nucleus; protein modification by small protein conjugation; cellular response to nitrogen starvation
Cellular component (GO): cytoplasm; phagophore assembly site
Molecular function (GO): Atg12 activating enzyme activity; Atg8 activating enzyme activity
Source: RefSeq, a predicted model, not a curated record